This is a messenger RNA of Myodes glareolus (Bank vole), 458 nucleotides long. Lineage: Eukaryota; Metazoa; Chordata; Mammalia; Rodentia; Cricetidae. The record is from RefSeq and is a predicted model, not a curated record.
GAGCUUGGCUGUUUUCGACCUGCGGCGGGGCCGGCGCACCGCAGCCAUGACAGAGGCUGAUGUGAACCCGAAGGCCUAUCCCCUCGCAGAUGCCCAUCUCACCAAGAAGCUGCUGGACCUUGUUCAGCAGUCGUGCAACUACAAGCAGCUUCGGAAAGGAGCCAAUGAAGCCACCAAAACCCUCAACAGAGGCAUCUCUGAGUUCAUCGUGAUGGCAGCAGACGCUGAGCCCUUGGAGAUCAUCCUGCACCUCCCACUGCUGUGUGAAGACAAGAAUGUCCCCUAUGUAUUUGUGCGCUCCAAGCAGGCCCUAGGACGGGCCUGUGGGGUCUCCAGACCCGUCAUCGCCUGUUCUGUUACCAUCAAAGAAGGCUCCCAGCUAAAGCAGCAGAUCCAAUCCAUCCAGCAGUCUAUUGAAAGGCUCCUGGUGUAGCCUGUGGCUUUACCCUUCCUGUCUG